Molecule: messenger RNA, 1684 nt
Organism: Galendromus occidentalis (western predatory mite)
Lineage: Eukaryota; Metazoa; Arthropoda; Arachnida; Mesostigmata; Phytoseiidae
Gene: VhaAC39-1
Product: V-type proton ATPase subunit VhaAC39-1
Exons: 4
Coding region: 150-1199 (349 amino acids)
Biological process (GO): proton transmembrane transport
Cellular component (GO): proton-transporting V-type ATPase, V0 domain
Molecular function (GO): proton-transporting ATPase activity, rotational mechanism
Source: RefSeq, a predicted model, not a curated record
ACGCCAUGUUGAAGUCAUAUGAUCAGGAAAGAGAGAGUUGUCAGUGUGUACUCGACGUUGUCCACUGGCGCUGUAUUGCCCGUUUGGCCUGCUUGGGAUCGAAUUUUUCUCUCACUCGAGCCUGAUCGAGCUUCCACGGAAUCGGCGUCAUGCAGGAAAUACUUUUUAACGUUCAUUCUGGCUAUCUGGAAGGACUCGUCCGGGGUUUCAAGUCUGGAAUACUCCGCCAGGCUGAUUACCUCAACUUGGUGCAAUGCGAAACCCUCGAGGACAUGAAACUGCACUUGCAAUCAACGGAUUAUGGCAAUUUCCUCGCCAACGAGCCUUCGCCCCUGGCCGUGUCAACCAUCGACGAGAAACUGCGCGAAAAACUAGUCAUCGAGUUCCAGCACAUGAGAACUCACGCCACCGAGCCGUUAGCGACUUUCCUCGACUAUAUCACGUACUCGUACAUGAUCGACAACAUUAUACUUCUGAUCACCGGAACUCUCCACCAGCGGCCGAUUUCGGAGUUGAUUUCGAAAUGUCAUCCAUUGGGGUCUUUCGAUCAGAUGGAAGCCAUCAACAUCGCUCAGAACCCCGCGGAGCUCUACAACGCUGUGAUCGUCGACACGCCACUGGCUCCAUUUUUCCAAGAUUGUAUUUCGGAACACGAUCUGGACGAGAUGAACAUCGAAAUCAUCCGUAAUACUCUCUACAAGGCUUAUCUCGAGGCAUUCUACAAAUUCUGCAAGGACAUUGGAGGUACAACCGCCUACAUCAUGUGCGAGAUUCUCGCUCUCGAAGCGGAUCGUCGGGCAUUCACGAUCACGAUUAACUCUUUCGGCACUGAGCUCGAACGAGACGAGCGGAUGAAGCUUUUCCCUCGCUGUGGAAAACUCUACCCAGACGGUUUGAUGGCUCUGGCCAAAGCCGAAGAUUACGAUCAGGUCAAGAUGGUAGCCGAUUUCUAUGGGGAAUACAAGGCGCUGUUUGACGGAGCCGGAAAUCAGAGCGGCGACAAAACCCUAGAAGACAAGUUCUUCGAGUACGAAGUCCAGCUAAACGUGAACUCAUUCAUGCUCCAAUUCCAAUUCGGUGUCUUCUACUCAUACGUCAAACUCAAGGAGCAAGAAGCCCGUAACAUUGUUUGGAUAGCGGAAUGCGUGGCGCAGAGACACCGCUCGAAGAUCGACAAUUACAUUCCAAUUCUUCCUUAGAUUUGUUCUCCUGGCAUCCGGAGCGGUAGCGUCGUAGGACGUGUAUCGAGACAGAAAAAAAAUGACACGGCGAUACACUGGCGGUUCCCAAUAUCGUUUUCAUAGCUGCGUUAUGUUUUGGCGCACAGAGGAGCAAUGUCCAGCGGCAAAGCAGAGCUGACUUGUUUGAUUGACGAACAAUCGGAUCGUUUGGGCUGACUGUUUGACUGGCUGACUGACUGAUGAUUCUGUCUUCAAGAAAUUCGAAUCGUUUUUCUCAUAGCUGUUUUAGUCUUAUACUGAACCAAGUCAUAUCUGGAGACUCGACCCACUCGGGCGAAUACGAUUCCGGUCCGAGAUCAGAUUUCUGAGUGAGGAGAAGAUCGGAAGGAGCGACGAUCCGCUUCGUGUCGCUCGGUCGUUUUAGGAAUCAAGUUCUUCAGUUCUUGUAAAUUUAAGUCAUUGACCGAUGCGCGCGAAAUAAAAGUUGAAGUUUGAUGAUUUAU